This is a messenger RNA of Recurvomyces mirabilis, 834 nucleotides long. RefSeq lists its product as uncharacterized. Bases 1 to 834 code for a protein of 277 amino acids. NCBI's taxonomy places the organism in Eukaryota, Fungi, Ascomycota, Dothideomycetes, Mycosphaerellales, Teratosphaeriaceae. The transcript is spliced from 3 exons. The record is from RefSeq and is a predicted model, not a curated record.
AUGGCUGCAAACGAAGCCGCGUCGCCACUAAUCAGAAGUAUCGGGAUCGCUAUGGACUUCAGCUGUAUCCUGGUCAGUCAAUCCGCCUUCUUCGCCCGGGCUUGCGAGGGUCCUUUUCGAGAGGCUCGAGACCGCAUCAUCGAUCUCAGGGGAGACGACCAGGCUGCUGUGGAGGCUAUGCUGUACUACUUCUAUCACGGCACUUAUCAUGCUGCAUCGACACAGCAACCACAUUCGCUGCCACUCUUCCAUGCCAGGGUCUACUUCCUCGCGGACAAGUACUUCGUCGCUCCGCUGCCGGACCUGGCACUCGCGAAUUUCAAGAUUGCCGUUCUGCGCUCCUGGCAUUCAGAGGGCUUUGCUGAUGCGGCGCAAGAAAUCUACAACAAUACCACAAGUCGAGACCAUCGGCUUCGUAUCGUGAUCCGCGAGACCAUAUCGGGCCACGCCGCCGCUCUCUUCCCACCACCAGCCUCUGGCACCAAGCUCGAGCAAAUGCUUGCCGACUGUCCCCAAUUCGCCGCAGACCUCGUACCCGUCUUCUCGGCAGCGCUGAGAGAGCAGGCAACCACCACCGACCGGCUUGGCAUGGUCGGCCGUGCGGUGAGGGAAGUACGUCCCGUGCCCGAGCUUGGCGACCUAGCGGAUAUUGGAGCGGAGCCUUCAGAGCGACUGUAUCGAUGCCCACGGUGCGAAGACCACUUUCGCGUGGCGAUCUACGAUAGGGACUUUUAUACGCAUCACUGCUCGCCUGCGACGGUGGCGCAGCAGUCGCAGGUUGUCUCGGAUACGCGUAGUGGGUAUGCGUGGCGGACACAGUAUACUUUUCAGUGA